GAAGAAGAGGAGGAAGCCGGCCCAGGAUGUCAGUGUGCUCGCGAACUUCGGCAUGGGCUCCCGUUACCUUGGAGUUUCUCUUCAGGAGGCAACAGCCCGUCCUCCGGUUCAGCAAGGCAGCGUCUUCAUUACACUGCAGUAGAGUUUUCCAUAAAACCGCACCGUGUAGCCGUGUCAUAAACCCCUUAACUUCAAGAUUCGCAGCAUUUUUUGGCUUCCAGGUGACCAGAAGAAUCAGCAUGUCGUCCGGUGCGAUGUCCCAGAGAAUGGUUUGGGUGGACCUGGAGAUGACAGGUCUGGACAUUGAGAAGGACCAGAUCAUUGAGAUGGCGUGCAUUAUCACAGACUCUGAACUGAACAUUUUGGCUGAGGGGCCCAACUUGAUAAUUAACCAGCCAAACGAGCUGCUGGAAGGGAUGUCAGAGUGGUGUAAAGAGCAUCAUGGAAAGUCAGGACUGACCCAGGCUGUAAAGGACAGUAAAAUCACCCUGGCACAAGCAGAGUAUGAGUUCCUGUCCUUCGUCCGGCAGCACACCCCGCCUGGAUCCUGUCCCCUUGCUGGCAACUCUGUGCAUGCAGAUAAGAAGUUCCUGGACAAGUACAUGCCACAGUUUAUGUACCACCUUCACUACAGAAUCAUCGACGUCAGCACCAUUAAGGAGCUUUGCAGGCCAGUGUUUGCGUGGCUGUGGAGUGUCUGAGAGUUGGUGUGCUGUUUUGCAAAGAUGCACGAGUUGCAGUUUUCCACAUUUGUCUGUACUUUUUGUUUGUUUAGCAUACUUUUAGCUCAUCUAAUCAAGGCCAUGUUAUUUACUCAGGCCCCACUAAAAAUCUGUGUCCCAUUCAUUAGUUUGCAUGUCAAAGACCCAGUUUUAAUAUUGCACUGCUGAGUAGGUUCCGUAGCUCAAUGAUAGUGUCUCCUCUUAGUAGGGCUGCCCCCUAAUAGUCGACUACAAAGGUCAUAAGUCAGCAAGAUUUCAUUGGUCGAUUAGUCACAGCAAAAAAAAAAAAAAACGUAACUCAAUAUUAGGAGCUGUGCCUUGUCAAAAUAAAUCAAAACCUGUAUGAUUGGACCAUAUGGGACUUUAAUUUGAAAGGACAGACACAGGAAGUGUCCACGCUCAGCAGUCAGACAGGAGUCAGGUUAAUUUCCAGGGCUGGUACCUGCGGUUAUUCCACAGGCUAGUUAAUAACAUGUCGGGCAGGAAAUCCAAAGUGUGGGAUCAUUUUGAGAAGGUGAAGGACGAACCCAAGGUGAUAUGUAAACUCAUCUUCAUUGGUCGACUACAAACAUGACGUAUCAUCUGAAACAUGGAAGUAGCUACAUGCCCAUUAGCCCACAGCGUCAUUAACAGGCGGCUCGCUCAGUGUGUGACGUGCACUUGUAGAUAAAAUAUAGGCCUAUAUUAAUGAAGGUUCAUUAGUACGGUUUUGUAUUUCUCUGUAAUGUAGCACAGUGUUAACAAUGUUACUGAUACUAUUCUUUCUCACACCUUCAACUCAAACCAUUGUGUUGUCCCGCCCAAAAUUUAUAUUUAAUUAACAGGGGGCGGCCCUACUACUUAGCAGUGCAUCAGAAUAAAUUAAAGAUAGUAUGGCAUUCUCUUCAGUUUGAUUGCUUUAUUAGACAAAUAUUUUGUUCUAUAAACGUAUACAGACGGUGGUAUCCAGAGGAAUACAAGAACGUGCCUCUCAAGAAAGCAGCCCACAGAGCCUUGGAUGACAUCCACGAGAGCAUUAAAGAGCUGCAGUACUACAGAGCCAACGUCUUCAAAGCCUCAACGGAGGAGAAGAAGCGCAAGAUUGUAGAAAAUGGAGGCAGCAACAAUAGUUAGCAGUCUUUAGUGUU
This is a messenger RNA of Epinephelus moara (kelp grouper), 1849 nucleotides long. It is a transcript of the gene rexo2, whose product is annotated as small fragment nuclease. The transcript is spliced from 6 exons. Bases 27 to 701 code for a protein of 224 amino acids. Gene Ontology annotation, molecular function: nucleic acid binding; 3'-5'-RNA exonuclease activity. Lineage: Eukaryota; Metazoa; Chordata; Actinopteri; Perciformes; Serranidae. The record is from RefSeq and is a predicted model, not a curated record. Gene Ontology annotation, cellular component: mitochondrion.